UUGGGGUAAGAUAGAUGAAAGCAGAAGCAGUGCUGAUGGAAGCAAGAAGAGGGGGUCCGCUACGGUAGCUAGCUAGCUAGUACGCUGUAGCUAUUGAUAGUGCCAGUCAGUCCAACAUCAAAGCUGAACUUCAGUCUGUUUCUUAGCUCAUAAGUUGAGAUUGGCUCGUCCAUUUCAUCUACGAAGCACAGCUACUACAAGCUAGAGCUAGCUAGCUAGAGCUAAAGCACUCACAAAGUGUUUCCCUAACACCAAACCACCUUUCUACCACCUUUCUGCUCUGCCGGAAGUCUACUGGUACCAACAGCACUAUCUUCCUCUGUCAUCUCAUCCUCAUCCUCAUCCUCAUCUCAUCCAACUAACUAACUAACUAACUAACGAACGAACUAACUAAGCACAGAAGAAGAAUGAUGAAGCGGAGCCACAGUCCUGAAGAAGACGCUGACUUUCAAGGCGACAAGCGAGCCAAGCUCUCUGCAUCAGACAACACCAACUCCGGCUCAGGCUCAGGCGCGGAUUGGGAAACUCUGUUUCAGCGGCUCGUCACGUACAAGGAACAACACGGACACUCGAAUGUUCCUCUCCACAAUGAAGAUGAUCCAGAGUUGGCGCAGUGGGUGGCCAAGCAGAGAGAGCUCCGCAACAGCAGUCAAAACGCUCCAGUAGCGGCGGCAGCAGCAGCAGCAGCCAGUAAUCAGGAAUCCUUGACGGAAGAGCAAAUGGCCAAGCUAGCUCAGGUCGGAUUUGAAUGGCAACCACGCAAUCCCCGUCACCUUCAGUGGGAAACACGCUUCAGUCAACUCCAGAGCUUCAAGAAAAAGUACGGUCAUGCCCAAGUGCCAAUUGGCUGGUCCGAAAACGUACAACUGGCCAAUUGGGUCUCCAAGCAACGUCAAGAGUACAAGAAUCUACUGCGGGGACGAACUACAAGACUCGACGAGAAUCGCAUUCGUCUCCUCAACUCGGUUGGAUUUGCCUGGCAACUCCAACGAGGAGGACGCAGGCGACAGCUCAAAGCGCGUUCCUCAAGUGGCAGCAAGGGAAGUGACGGUGACUCGAGCGGGUCCGAAAAGGAAGGAACCGGAAACAACGAGGGACCCUGCAUCCUCCCCGGAGAAGUACUCAUUGGACAAGGAGCUGCGGCAGCUGCCUCUGCCAAUGACAAUAGUAACAUGCCCAUGUCUCCCACCAGUGCGGGAAGCAUUGGAGCUCCCGAAAUGCUCCGAAGACAAGUCAGUGGCAACAGCGCCGCCAAGCGAAUUCGAGAAAGUCCCAUCAAGGCCGGAUUGGGUGGAGGCCCUCUGGGUCUAGUCGGUGGACUCGGUGGGGCUGCUGCCGGAAGGUUUCACCCGGCAGGGCUCGUACAGGGACCCACGCCCUCUCCCUUGGGGCAGUCACAGCCCCUUCGUCAGUCCUUGAUCUUGCAGCAGAUGCAGCAGCAGCAACCACAGCUUCCACAAAUGCAAACCAUGGCGGCAAACUCUGCUUCUGCUGCUUCUUCCGCAAACGUCAUGAACAAUGCCACAAUGGGAUUCCCAUUCUUUGCACGUGGGAAUUCUGCCGGGGGCAAUCCCGGUCAAGGAGCUGCUGGAACCGGAACGGCUGCCAACAAUGCUACCAACAACAAUGAUCUCAUUGAAUACAUGUUGGCGCGCAAUGCACUCUUUCAAAACCUACAGCGCCCCGCCACCACCACCACGAACAACUCCGCCGCCCUCCAAGCAAAUCCAACAUCCUUGCAAAUGCUGGGAGCCACUGGAGGAGCCACGGGAAGUGCCUUUUCCAGAAUGACUGGACUACAAGGAUCUUCCACCACCACCACCACAUCCUCCUCCACAUCGGCACAGAAUGCACAGUCCCAAUUGCUCUCCGCUGCUGCCGUACAACGAAACUCCUUAUUGCCCAUGUUGUCGUCGUCGUCCAACCGAGGUGCUGCAGGUCCAUCCUCCAACACGGGCCUCUUGCCCGCCACCAACUUUGGCGGUCCUUCGGUUGGUGGUGGUCAUGGUGGUGGUAGUACAGGAGGAGCAAAUGUACCCAAUGCCCGAGAUGUGUCCAACAUCCUCGGUACUACCGGCACCAGUAGUGGUCACACCAAUGCUGCACGAGAUGUCUCGGGCCUUUUGGGUCCAACGGGAGGCAGCAACAGCAAUGCUGCUACUGGGGGCAAUCCCUUGUCGGCGGCUUCCUUUCAAGAUGCGGUCCGUCUGGGCGGCUUUAUGGGUCUUGGCAAUACUACGAGUACUACUAACACCAACAGGAGAGCAUCCUUCUCGGAAGAAUCCAAGGUGGGCAACCGAGGAGGAUUUCUUGGUGAACAAGGCCAGUCACAGCACCAGCCCACACAGAACUUGCGUUCCAGUCUCCUUGGAUUUUCCUCGGGAGCUGUUGGAGGCAUGAACAUGAACAUGAACACUAUGAACAUGAACAACCUGGGAAACUUGUUUGGAAGUACUAGUAGUGGUAGUGGCGGCGGCGGUGGAAAUCCUGGAUCUUCUGGACAGCAGCAACAGCAACUCCAGCAACAGCAUCAGCAGCAGCAACCCAACUUUGGCGGUUUGGGUAUGCAGCAAUACCAGCAGCAGCAAAAUCCACAAGGAGGCAAUCGUGGUUUCCCUGGCAACAACUUUCCUCCCUCCAAUUAGAAUUGCUUUGGCUUAAAAAAAAAUGAUAUAUAUUUUGAAUGGUACAGUACAGUAACUACAAUAACUACCUUUUAGAGUGAACCGAUAGAUGUGAAA
This is a messenger RNA of Seminavis robusta, 2741 nucleotides long. NCBI's taxonomy places the organism in Eukaryota, Bacillariophyta, Bacillariophyceae, Naviculales, Naviculaceae. The record is from the annotation of a GenBank genome assembly.